CCCCGGGCUGGCCGCCAGCCGGUGUAGAAUCUCAGAUUUGUUCAAUGAUUAUCUCGAGAUUGGCGCAUUGAAGUUAUGAGAUUUUAUAUAUGCCACUCCGGGCUCUGGAGUUUGAUAUCUAGAAGGAUUCUUCCGCAAUUUCAUGGUUAAGAUGCCCACAUCAUUACUUCCAAAGCAGAAGGGUUUGCAGACUUCUUCAGAACUUUUGGGGCGCAGCAGGGAAUGUGAUUUUUGGCAGGACUUGGUUGUUCUUGUCGCAACCAUUCUCGACUAUUGGCCUUUUCCCUCAGUUCGGUGCAAAUGGCGUGAAGAACGUGCAUACGAUUGAUCAGAGAGCAGUGUUUUCUGUCCUCGGAACGGUUUCUCGCAAGUUUUCAGCUCCUUCUGUAACCGAUCUUCUUUGUCAAUCUUGUGUAAAGCAAAUUGACAUCCUGCUCUCUGAGCUCACUCGAAGGUCUUUAUUCAGUGCAUUCCAGAGAAAUGCAAUGUCUGCUUGUAGUUAUGUUACAGGCAGGAUGGAAUCAAUCUCCCCUAAUAUUUGCAUUGGGGAUAAAACAAAUGCACAUUUACAGGCUAUGAAUAGAACUGGUAUAUGCAACAAGCAUAAGUUUCUUGAUCAUUACAGGAUUAUCAAUGGAGGCUUGCCUAAUAAAUUGUCAAAUGAUUGGAAACUGAGUUACUGGAGUGCAUGGUCUGGUUCCUCAGAAUUUUGUUCAAAGUUUGUGCCAUGUUUUGCAUUAUGGAAUAAGAACUUUCAGCUGGCUUAUGCAGCCCAAUAUUCUACAGGAGCUGCUCGGAAUUUUUCUUUUGAUGGCGUGUCACAGGAUGAGCAGCUUGAAAGCCGUGUAGUUAUGCAAAACAGGAAGUCGCUGAGUGAUAGAUCCUUGAAGUUGUUUUCUGGGUCUUGCUAUCUUCCACACCCAGAUAAAGAAGAAACUGGAGGAGAAGAUGCACAUUUCUUAUGUGAUGAUGAGCAAGUAAUUGGAGUUGCAGAUGGUGUUGGUGGUUGGGCUGAUCUUGGUGUUGAUGCGGGAAAAUAUGCUAAAGAACUUAUGGCUAAUGCUGCAUCUGCAAUCCAAGAUGAGCCAAAGGGGUUGAUCAAUCCUUUGAGGGUGUUAGAGAAAGCCUACUCCUGUACGAAAUCCAAGGGAUCAUCAACGGCCUGCAUUAUUGCUCUCACCAAUCAGGGGAUUCACGCUGUCAAUCUUGGGGACAGUGGAUUUAUUGUUGUUAGAGAGGGUUGCACUAUUUUCCGUUCUCCCAUUCAACAACAUGAUUUCAAUUUUACUUACCAACUUGAGAGUGACAAUGGCAGCGAUCUACCUAGCUCUGCUCAGGUUUUUACCUUCCCCGUUGAAGCCGGUGAUGUCAUAGUUGCUGGAACAGAUGGAUUAUUUGACAAUUUGUACAAUACUGACAUAAAUGCCAUCGUUGUUCAUGCCAUGCGAGCCAGGCUCGGACCACAGGUCACGGCUCAGAAAAUCGCCGCUCUUGCUCGCCAGCGAGCUCAAGACAAGAACAGGCAGACACCGUUUUCGACCGCAGCUCAAGAUGCUGGAUAUCGUUACUAUGGAGGCAAACCAGAUGAUAUUACAGUCAUCGUCUCUUAUAUCACUUCCAACACAGCUUGAGGUUAUUUCUUUAAUUUUCUUUUUUUUUUCUUACAUAAUUUUGUACAGAGUUUGAAGCCAUAUAUAGAGAUCAAGGCAUCAAAGAUAUAAGGGAAAUUUUCAUACAUACCACGCAAUCCUUAUAUUUUUUACAUACGUAACUUUCAAAAUUUGAUAUUUACACUUACAAUACCUUUGUUGUCAUAAAUCCAUGAAUGAAAAGCUGUUUUCCACUUUUACAAAGUGAUGGUGGUCUUGUUUUAUGUGAUAUUAAAGGUUUUGAGUGAUCAAUAUUUUGGUGUUAGAUAUGUAAAUACAUAAGAAUUACGUGGUAUGUAGGUUAAUGUCCCAACUCCCAAGAUAUAAACCUUGCAAACAUCAUUUGAAAAAAGAAAAUAUAUCCUGUUUAUCUAUAUUUUCUAUUCCUUUUUAAUGCUUGUAAUGUAUAUCAUUCUGAUGUCGGGGAUUGAAAGUUGAUUUGUAUUAUUAUCCGUUGUAUCAUGCAGAUUA
Messenger RNA from Phalaenopsis equestris, 2120 nucleotides. Its product is annotated as probable protein phosphatase 2C 55. The record is from RefSeq and is a predicted model, not a curated record. The coding region runs from base 486 to 1631 and encodes 381 amino acids. The transcript is spliced from 5 exons. NCBI's taxonomy places the organism in Eukaryota, Viridiplantae, Streptophyta, Magnoliopsida, Asparagales, Orchidaceae.